Molecule: messenger RNA, 993 nt
Organism: Adineta ricciae
Lineage: Eukaryota; Metazoa; Rotifera; Eurotatoria; Adinetida; Adinetidae
Source: the annotation of a GenBank genome assembly
AUGACACUUGCAAGUCAAUUGACAAGUUUAACAACAACACUCAUGAUAUACUACAUGACGCCUGUCUAUAUCAUCGGUAUUCUUGGCAAUCUCACCAAUAUUCUGAUCUUUUCUCGUCGAAAAUUACGUUCCAACACUUGUUCACGUUAUUUUAUUGGAAUGUCUGUUGCACAAAUAGUUCUUUUCAAUACAUUUGGUUUAACACGAGUGAUCAUCUCUCGAACUGGUGUUGAUCUUGCUGGAAUGAAUGUUGGUCUUUGUAAACUACGAAUCUUUGUUUAUAUCUACAGUCUUGGUCUGACUCGUCAAUUCUUAUGUUUGAUUUCGAUUGAUCGUUGGAUUUUGUCAGCACAACAUGCACGAAUCAGACAAUUCAGUUCACCUCGUCUUGUUACUUCAUUGAUUAUCGGUAGUGUAUGUUUUUGGCUUGUGUUUAGUAUUCAUGGUUUGAUUGGAUAUGAAAUAACUUCAGCACAUUUCUGUGGAGCACCACUUGGCUCAGCUUAUGCUGAAUUCUAUGCUAUUCAAAUCACAAUUUCAUCUAUUGUUCCAUUUCUCAUCAUCAGUGCGUUUACUCUGUUGACUUUUCGUAACGUUCGUCAUUGGCGGCGUGUUCAAAUCGUUCAACCUUCAGUCAAUGUUGCGAACUUAGCAAAAAAAGCAAUAACGAAUCGAUCUCUUUCAAUGAAUGUCAGUCAUUAUCGACGAGAAUUCCAGUUGAUGAAAAUCUCUUUGUUACAAGUGAUUUUCUAUGUUGUUUUCGCAAUGACAUCCACCAUAUUUCCUCUCUAUUCUUAUUUGACAAGCACAUUACCCAAAUCAACAGAUCAACUUGCGAUAGAUGCAUUCAUUGUUUCAACAGCUCUGAUUCUUCUGUACACAUACACUGCAAGCACGUUUUUUCUCUACACAUGGGUAUCGAAAACAUUUCGAAAAGAACUUCUUCUCACAUUGAUGACAUUAGUGAGAUGGAUGAAACGUGCCCAUUUGUGA